GUCUUCUUCUACUGUUUGUUAUCAUUACGUUGAGCGUCUACUAUACAAUGAAGGAGAAAGACCAGUUACAAGGAAAGUAUGAAACCCUGCGCACUGAGCUAGUUGCUCUGACUAAAGAGAGAGAUGCUCUGACUAAAGAGAGAGACCAGCUGAAGGCUAGUUCCAACAAUUUGAUGACGGAGAAAGACCAGCUACAGAGCCAUUAUGACACCGUGUCUGCAAGUCGAGAUGCCUUACAGCUGGAAGUCGACCGUCUGAAGCUUGGACAAAACUGCUCCCAAGGCUGGGAGAAGUUUGGCUGCAGCUGUUACUACGUCUCAUCUGAGCUGAAGACCUGGAACGAGAGCCACGAUGACUGUGCAAACAAAGGAGCUCACUUGGUGAUCAUCAACAGCAGAGAAGAGCAGGCGUUUCUCAAUAAGUUUGCAGUCAGAGCUUGGAUUGGUCUGUCUGAUGGGGAAGAUGAGGGAAAGUGGAAAUGGGUAGAUGGGAGUCCUCUGGUGGGCGAGGGGUUUUGGCAAAAUGGGGAACCAAAUGAUGAAAAUGGAAGAGAAGAUUGUGCAGAGCUGAUCUCUGGAGUCGGUGAAUGGAAUGACAUGCCUUGCAUGCACAGGCAGCGAUGGAUUUGUGAGGAGGUUAUUAAGAAUUAG
Molecule: messenger RNA, 650 nt
Organism: Myripristis murdjan (pinecone soldierfish)
Lineage: Eukaryota; Metazoa; Chordata; Actinopteri; Holocentriformes; Holocentridae
Product: CD209 antigen-like protein C
Exons: 2
Coding region: 48-650 (200 amino acids)
Source: RefSeq, a predicted model, not a curated record